UUUGGAUUCCUUUUAUUUUUUUUUUUCUUUGGUUGCUGUGGCUAAAACUUCCUAAACUAUGUUGAAUAAUAGUGAUGAGAGUGGGCAACCUUGUCUUGCGCCUGAUCUUAGCGGAAAUGGUUUCAGUUUUUCACCUUUGAGAACAAUGUUGGCUGUGGGUUUGUCAUAUAUGGCCUUUAUUGUGUUGAGGUAGGUUCCCUUUGUGCCUACUUUCUGGAGAGUUUUUAUCAUAAAUGGGUAUUGAGUUUUGUCAAACGCUUUUUCUGCAUCUAUUGAGAUUAUCAUAUGGUUUUUAUCCUUCAGUUUGUUAACAUGGUGUAUCACAUUGAUUGAUUUGUGUAUAUUGAAGAAUCCUUGCAUUCCUGGGAUAAAUCCCACUUGAUCAUGGUGUGUGAUCCUUUUAAUGUGCUGUUGGAUUCUGUUUGCUAGUAUUUUGUUGAGGAUUUUUGCAUCUAUGUUUAUCAGUGAUAUUGGCCUGUAGUUUUCUUUUUUUGUGACAUCUUUGUCUGGUUUUGGUAUCAGGGUGAUAGUGACCUCAUAGAAUGGGUUUGGGAGUGUUCCUCCCUCUGCUAUAUUUUAGAAGAGUUUGAGAAGAAUAGGUGUUAGCUUUUCUCUAAGUGUUUGAUAGAAUUCGCUUUUGAAGCCAUCUGGUCCUGGGCUUUUGUUUGUUGGAAGAUUUUUAAUCACAGGUUCAAUUUCAGUGCUUGUGAUUGGUCUGUUUAUAUUUUCUAUUUCUUCCUGGUUCAGUCUCAGAAGUUUGUGCAUUGCUAAGAAUUUGUCCAUUUCUUCCAGGUUGUCCAUUUUAUUGGCAUAUAGUUGCUUGUAGUAAUCUCUCAUGAUCCUUUGUAUUUCUGCAGUGUCAGUGGUUACUUCUCCUUUUUCAUUUCUAGUUCUGUUGAUUUCAGUCUUCCUUUUUUUCUUGAUGAGUCUGGCUAAUGGUUUAUCAAUUUUGUUUAUCUUCUCAAAGAACCAGCUUUUAGUUUUAUGGAUCUUUGCUAUUGUUUCCUUCAUUUCUUUUUCAUUUAUUUCUGAUCUUUAUUAUUUCUUUCCUUCUGCCAACUUUGGGGGGUUUUUGUUCUUCUUUUUCUAAUUGCUUUAGGUGUAAGGUUAGGUUGGUUGUUUGAGAUGUUUCUUGUUUCUUAAGGUAAGAUUGUGUUGCUGUAAACUUCCCACUUAGAACUGCUUUUGCUGCAUCCCAUAGGUUUUGGGUCGUCGUGUUUUAAUUGUCAUUAGUUUCUAGGUAUUUUUUAAUUUCUUCUUUGAUUUCUUCAGUGAUCUCUUGGUUAUUUAGUAAUGUAUUGUUUAGCCUCCAUGUGUUUGUAUUUUUUUAGUUUUUUUUCCUGUAAUUAUUAUUUAGUAUCAGAGCGAGUGUUGUCGUCAGAAAAGAUACUUGAUACGAUUUCAAUUCUGUUAAAUUUACCAAGGCUUGAUUUGUGACCCAAGAUACGGUCUACCCUGGAGAAUGUUCCAUGAGCACUUGAGAAGAAAGUGUAUUCUGUUGUUUUUGGUUGGAAUGUCCUAUAAGUAUCAGUUAAGUCCAUCUUGUUUAAUGUGUUAUCUAAAGCUUGUGUUUGCUUAUUUAUUUUCAUUUUGGAUGAUCUGUCCAUUGGUGAAAGUGGGGUGUUGAAGUCCCCUACUAUUAUUGUGUUACUGUCAAUUUCCCCUUUUAUGGCUGUUAGCAUUUGCCUUAUGUAUUGAGGUGCUCCUAUAUUGGGUGCAUAAAUAUUUAUAAUUGUUAUGUUUUCUUCUUGGAUUGAUCCCUUGAUCAUUAUGUAGUGUCCUUAUCUCUUGUAACAGUCUUUAUUUUAUUUUAUUUUUAUUUUUUAUUAUUAUUAUUUUUUUGCGGGAUGCGGGCCUCUCACUGUUGUGGCCUCUCCUGUUGCGGAGCACAGGCUCCAGAUGCACACGCUCAGCAGCCAUGGCUCACGGGCCCAGCUGCUCCGCAGCAUGUGGGAUCUUCCCAGACCAGGGCACGAACCCGUGUCCCCUGCAUCGGUAGGCAGACUCUCAACCAUGCACCACCAGGGAAGCCCUGUAUUUAAUUUUUGAUAGUUUGAUUAGUAUGUGUUUCAGCAUGUUUCUCUUUGGGUUUAUCUUAUAUGGGACUCUCUAUGCUUCCUGGACUUGGGUGACUGUUUCUUUUCCGAUGUUUGGGAAGUUUUCGACUGUAAUCUCUUCAAAUAUUUUCUCAGAACCUUUCUUUUUCUCUUCUUCUUCUGGGAUCCCUAUAUUUCGAAUGUUUGUGAAUUUAAUGUUGUCCCAGAGAUCUCUGAGACUCUCCUCAAUUCUUUUCAUUCUUUUUUCUUUUUUGUGCUCCCUGGCAGUUAUUUCCACCAUUUUAUCUUCCAGCUCACUUAUCUGUUCUUCUGCCUCAUUUAUUCUCUUACUCAUUCCUUCUAGAGUAUUUUUAAUUUCAGUAAUUGUGUUUUUCAUUACUGUUUGUUUGCUCUUUACUUCUUCUAGAUCCUUGUUAAAUGUUUCUUGUAUUUUCUCCAUUGUGUUUCUGAGAUUUUGGAUCAUCUUUACUAUCAUCACUCUGAAUUCAUUUUCAGAUACAGCUUUCCCCAUCACUUUGCAUCUAUAUUUUGGUUUGUGCCUUAUCACCAGUAGAUCAAGGAGAAGGGUUAAAUACUUUAAGAUGAGAAACAUUGAUGUUUGUUUGAGCUCUGAAGGGACUGAAGUGAUUUUAGCUACAUCAAGUGAUGAAAAACACCCACCUGAAAAUAUAAUUGAUGGAAAUCCAGAAACAUUUUGGACCACCACAGGAAUGUUUCCCCAAGAGUUCAUUAUUUGUUUUCACAAACAUGUAAGGAUUGAAAGGCUUUUAAUCCAGAGUUACUUUGUACGGACCUUGAGGAUUGAAAAGAGCACUUCUAAAGAGCCAGUUGAUUUUGAGCAGUGGAUUGAAAGAGAUCUGGUACAUACAGAGGGGCAGCUUCAAAAUGAAGAAAUUAUGGAAUUUGGUUCAUCAGACAGCAGUGACGGCCACCGUGUAGGUCAUAAGAAAGCUUUUGCUUCGGUAUACAGCUUAAUCAAGGACGUGACUAUACAUGAAAACAACUGAUAAUACAUUGUGUCCCCACAGUAUCUAACAUAGUACCCUUCAGAUAUCAGUGCAUUAAUUUUUAAAUUUAUUGAUUGAUUGAUGCAAAGGGCUAAGGGAGCAAUAUGGAAAAUAAACAAUGUACGAGUUCAAAAAAGAGAAAGUAUUUAUGGGAUGGUUUCUUUGAGGUCAUGGAACUUGAACUGGGCCCUGUAGGACAAAUCAUUUUAUUUUUUUCUCUUUAUUUUAUUUUGUUUUGAUUUCAAGACCUCAGAGAAGAGUUAGGAAACAUAUAAUCUUACUUCCCAGAGACAACCAUUAUUGAUAUUAUUUGAUUUUCUUUAUAUUUUGGGAAGGAAAGGAACAGGAUAGGACAGAUUCGGGUGGGGAUACAAGACUUCUCUGAACAUAUUAUACAACUUGAAUUUGAAAACAUAAAUAAAUAAUAUAGCCAAAAGUUAAAGAGCAAUUCCAAAAUGUUGAAAACAACAGAAAUGCAUGAACCUAACUCUGUUACAAUUGAUAAACCCACAGGAAAAAAAAAAUGGCAUUAGAAUAUAGUAUUUUAUCUAUGCAGUCUAUGUUAGUCUCUUUUUUUUUUUUAUUUUUUUUAUUUUUGACUGUGUUGGGUCCUCGUUUCUGUGCGAGGGCGUUCUCUAGUUGCGGCAAGUGGGGGCCACUCUUAAUCGCGGUGCGCGGGUAUGUUAGUUUCUUACAGCUGCUAUAAUAAAGUACCACAAACUUGGUAGCUUAAAACAAUAGAAAUCUAUUCUCUCAGUUCUGGAGGUUAGAAGUUGGAAAUCAAGGUAUUGGCAGGGUUUGUUCCUAUCAGAGUUCUGAGGGAGAAUGGGUUCCAUGCAUUUCUUUUAGCUUCUGGUGUUUCUGGCAGUCCUUGGCAUUCAGUGACUUGUGGCACCAUAGCCCCAGUUUCUGCCUCCAUCGUCAUAUGGCAUUCUUUCUGUGUUUCUCCACAUCAUCUUCCCUCAAUGCAUAUUCUGUCUUCUCCUCUUCUUAUAAGGACACUGUCAUAUUGAAUUAAAGGUACACCCUACUCCAGUAUUAUCUCAUCAACUAAUUACAUCUGCAAUGAUCCUGUUUCCAAGUAAGUUUGCAUUCACAGGUACCAGGGGUUAAGAUUUCAUCAUAUCUUUUGGGAGAUGCAGUUCAAGCCACAACACCGUCUUAGUGAAAUAUAUAUGUGAUAGUUAAUUUUAUGUAUCAUAUGGACUGGGUCACAGUGCCCAGAUAUUUGUUCAGACACUAUUCUGGAUGUUUCUGUGUAGGUAUCUUUGAGAUGACAGUAACAUUGGUGGACAUUGAGUAAAGCAGACUGCCCUCCAUAAUGUGGGUGAGCCUUAUCCAUCAGUUGAAGACCUUAGUAGAACAAAGACUGACCUCCCCUGGGCAAGAAAGAAUUCUGCCAGCAGAUGGGCCUUCAGACUUGUAUUGCAACAUCAGCUCUUCCCUGGGUCACUGACCAACCCUACAAAUUUUGGAUUUGCCAGCUUUCUUGUUAUCACAUGAUACUUUCUUACCAGUCUCAGCAUUCUAAAAAAGUAGCAAAAGAGGGACAGCCACAAAGUGCCAACACUUUGAGUCUCUGCUUGUAUCAUAUUUGCUAUUGUCCUGUUUCCCAAAUCAUGUUAUGUGGCCAAGCCCAGAGUCAGAACAAGAGGGGUCUACCCAAGGGAAUGGAUAUAAGGAGGUGUGACUAAAUUGGGAGUGGGGAGGAAGUGGUAGCCACUACUGCUAGAAUCUACUACAAUUAAACAUGGUGCCUCCUGAUAUGAUGCAAUAUGAAGCAUAUAGACCAACCUAUGAAGUGCUCUUGCCAAAAUUACUGAGCCUGAAUCAAAUCAAGUUCUAGAGUUACCUUUCACUUUCAGGAAGUUCAAGAGAGAGAGGAACAAGUAAAAUGACACCACAAGGAAGCAAAUAGACUUGUAGCCAUUAAUGCAGCUCAGUGAAAUGCCCAGAUCUGUGCCUUCUCUGCCCAUGGUAAGAUAUACUUCCUGGCCUUCUUUGGGUAGGGCCAUGAGACCAAUUCUGGCCAAUGAGAUGAAGGGUAGUUGAAUUCCAGGCUGAGCAUUUAAUUGCCUUCAAGAGACCCUUCAAAACUCGUUUCUCUCUCCCACAAUGACCAGCAAUGUUAUUCUCCACAGUAACUACUUCAUCAUUCUAGGUCUGGGAGUGAGACUGAUGAUAACAGGUAGCAGAGGUCCCAGUCAAUCUGAGGUACACAUAGAAGGAGAAAUAAAGCUUCAUUGUUUUUUUUUGUUUUGUGUGUGUGUGUGUUUUGGCCGUGUGCGGGAUCUUAGUUCCCCAACCAGGGAUCAAACCUGGGCCCCCUGCAGUGGAAGUGCAGAGUCCUAAUCACUGGACCACUGGGGAAUUCCCAAGUCACUGAUACUUUGGAGCUGCUUGUUACCCCAGCAUAACCUGGCCUAUCCUGGCUGAUAUACAGACAAAUCUAGAAUAUGGCUUAUCCUACAGGACAAGUGACCUGGUUUCUUCAACAAGUCAGUGGCAUGAAAAAUGCUAAUUAAUUAAGGAAGGGGAUCCACUCUAGAUUCAGAGAGAUGUAAGAGCCCCAAAAAGCACAUGCUAUGUGUGGAUUUUAUUUGGAUGCUGGUUUGAGCAAACCAACCAAAAAAAACAUUUUAAAGAUAAUUGGGGAAAUCUGCUUAUGGACUGGGUUUUAUUGUUCAUUUUGCUAGGUGUGAUACUGGCAUUAAGCUUAUCUAAGAAAAGGCCCAUAUUUUUCAGAGAUGCAUUUAGAAGUAUGUAGGGUAAAAUAACAUGGUAUUUGGGAUUUGCUUUAAAAUACUUGAACAUAUUUUUUUUAAAGGAAAAAGUGUUCGUUGAAGUAAAUAUAACAAUAAAUUGUUGGACCCAGGUUAUGGAUAUAUGGGGCUUCAUUGUACUAGUCUUUCUACUUUAAUGUAUGCUUGAAAUUCUUCAUAAUAGACAAAUAACAAUAAAUAAUGCUACAGAGGAUAUCUCUGUGCAUAAAUCUUUGCCUACCCCUCAGAUGAUUUUUUUUUUUUUUUUUUUUUUUGGCCAUGCUGCGGCAUGUGGGAUCUUAGUUCCCCAACCAGGGAUCGAACCCAUGCCCCCUGCAAUGGAAGCACAGAGCCUUAACCACUGAACCACCAGGGAAGUCCCACCGAUCAUUUUUUUAGAAGAGAUUCCCAGAAGGGAAUUAGACAAAAUUAGGAACAGUUUUAAGGCUUUUGAUACUUUCUGAUAAUUUGCUUAACAAGAUUUGUUGCACAGAUUUACUUACUCUCAGAACUGUAAGUUUUAAAUAAAUGGAGGAGAGUAGAAAAGCUACUUCAAGAGUAACGGUGCCAUCAAAGAUAUGAAGGUGAGUACUCUCAUAAAACAUAUUUAGGGAGUGAUGAAUACAUACGUCUGACUAGGGCAAAGGAGAAGACUAAAACCAGACAUUGCAGCCAGAUCAGAAAGAGCCUUUAAUGCUUUCAGAUAUUUUCCCAUAACACUGGAGCCAUUUAAGGUUUUUGAAAAGGAAGGUGACUUAGAGCAAUUGUGUUCAUGUUCAAUAAAAUCAAACACUGAGGAUUUUCCUUUCGCCAUCUUCCUAAACUGGAAUGUCAGUAAUUCUUUGUUUAAGA
Molecule: messenger RNA, 6678 nt
Organism: Orcinus orca (killer whale)
Lineage: Eukaryota; Metazoa; Chordata; Mammalia; Artiodactyla; Delphinidae
Gene: IFT25
Product: intraflagellar transport 25
Exons: 7
Coding region: 2063-3064 (333 amino acids)
Biological process (GO): intraciliary transport
Cellular component (GO): centrosome; cilium; intraciliary transport particle B
Source: RefSeq, a predicted model, not a curated record